UUUUUUCAAUGUGAAUCUCAAAAGUUAUAAAAUAAGUUUGUUUGUUGCUCGUUUAGCUGAUCAUUUUUGUUGUUGUUGUGGUUGUUGUAACAUUCAAAAAUGACUUCAAAAUCGAUUGAUGAUGAAGAAAAAAAACUUGAAAAUGAACUAUUCGACCAAUUCAAAGACAUAAAUCCAAAUGAUCUAAUACGUGGAAAAACACCGGAUGAUAUAAAUGAACGAUGUUUUAAACUUGUACAAAUUUAUAUGACAAAUAAUGACCAAUGGAAACGAUUAUGUAAAACAACAAAUGAUUUGAAUGUACGUCGAAUAACCGGUGGUAUGACCAAUCAACUAUAUUAUGUUGGUUUAAAAAAUGGCAUCAAUGAAAUUGAUAACGAUGCAAUAACGAUUAAAUUCUAUCAAAGUAAACAUUUUAAAAAAGAUAUUAUCAAUGGUGAUACAGAUGAUGAACGAUUAAAUGAUACAAUCAUUUCAAUCAUCAUCAGUGAACAAGGAAUAGGACCAAAAGUGUUUGGCAUAUUAUCGGAUGGUAUAAUUCAAUCAUAUCAUGAGCAUGAACAAUUUCGUCCAAAACAUCAACAUAAUGAUCGAUUGUUAAAAAAAUUAGCAUAUCUUUUAGCAAAAUUGAAUAAUUUAGAUAUUCCUAUUGCAAAGGAUAAAUUCUAUUUGAUUGAUAUUCUAACCAGUUAUAUACAUGAAGGAUAUCGACACCACGAUGUUUUAUCAUUGGCUAAAGAAUUUAAUCUUAGAUAUUUACUUGAAAAUGAUUUCCUUGCCGAAAUGGAUUGGUUUGAUUCAUUCAUUCGAUACUAUCUGGAUCAAUGUCCUAUGGUUUUCAAUCAUAAUGAUUUUCGUGGCAACAAUAUAAUGGUGUUGAAAGAUAGUGAUGAAAUACUUCUUUGUGAUUUUGAAUAUAGUUCAUAUGGAUUUCGUGGAUAUGAUUUAGCAUCAUUUCUUAUGGAAUGGGAUCGAAACUUUCUUAAUUUUGAAGAUACUAGUCUUCCAUCGGAUGAUGUUGUUGAAAAAUUUAUUCAAUUUUAUAUUGAAGGUUGGGAACAAAUUGAUCCUGGUUAUUCGACAAGAGAAGAAAAUUCAUGUCAAAAGAUAAUGAACGAAACAAAAAUCGGUUAUUUAUUUGUUCUCAUUCAUAUUAUGGGUGUAACAUUGCAUCAAAAAGAAGAAAUUAUUGCAAGUUUACAAUUUGAUCCUAAAAAAAUUUCAAUAGGAGUGAAUUUCAUGUUCAAACGAUAUUUGGAUUUUAAAAAUUUAUUAAUUGAAGAAAAAAUUAUUGAUUAUUAAUACUAAAAUGAUGAUGAGACAUGAUGAU
Dermatophagoides farinae (American house dust mite) is the source of this 1330-nucleotide messenger RNA. The record is from RefSeq and is a predicted model, not a curated record. NCBI's taxonomy places the organism in Eukaryota, Metazoa, Arthropoda, Arachnida, Sarcoptiformes, Pyroglyphidae.